AUGGACGUUGGCACUGGUCCCUCGUCCGAACACUUCAUGGAGCUCACACAGAAUCCCCACCAUCGAACCGCCUCGAGCGAGCCAUACCAACAUGUGCCCAACCCGAACCUCCUGCAUGGCGAAGCAAUGACUUCUGCUGUGCACGGCGAAGACGCGCUCUCUCGCCAUCGAACCGGUUCGACCUUUGACACGGAAAGUCAAGCGCCGCUGCGAUACUCGUCUGCCGAUCCGCUCGACCUCACGCGGCGUCUGAAGUCGAGGACCGAGCUGGAUCGCAUCACCGCGAACACAGCCCGCAAGCGCAAUGCGAUAUGCAACCCUAUGGUCAUUGCAGGCCAGGCGUCACAAUCCAAGGUCACGAAUUUCUACGAGACUCAGAACGAUCAGAUCCAGAGGUUUUUGAAGCCGGUGGAUGAACAUGUGCGAGAAGCAAGGGAUACACAAUCGGCCACGCAACUGCGGUACCAGAUCGCCGUGUACGGCAGCUUCGUGGCCAAUAUCGUGCUGGCGGCGCUGCAAGUCUACGGGGCGGUUGCGUCGGGCUCGCUUUCGCUGUUUACCACCAUGGCCGACGCCAUCUUCGACCCAUUGUCCAACGUCACACUGAUCGCGUCCAACAAGGCCGUGCAGAGGGUCGACGCCAGGAAAUUCCCCGCGGGUAGGGCUCGCAUCGAGACCGCGGGCAACAUUGUGUUCUGUUUCCUCAUGACGGCGGUCAGUUUCAUCCUGAUUGCCUUUUCCAUCCAGGAGCUGGCCAAGGGCCACGAGGGCGACACCAAGAGUUUCCACCUGCCGUCCGUCAUUGCGGUCACGGUGGCCUUUUGCACGAAACUCGGCUUGUUUCUAUACUGCUGGGCCCUGCGCAACCAGUACUCCCAAGUGCGCAUCUUGUGGGAAGACCACCGGAACGACCUGUUCAUCAACGGCUUUGGUGUACUUACCUCCGUGGGUGGCAGCAAACUGCGCUGGUGGAUCGAUCCUGCGGGAGCCAUCGUGUUGUCCGUUCUCAUCUCCAUUCUGUGGCUGCACACCGCAUCCUCCGAGUUCCAGUUGCUGAUCGGCAUCACCGCCGACACCGAAAUGCAGCAACUCAUCACGUACGUGAGCAUGACUCACAGCGAACACAUCAAGCAACUUGACACGGUGCGCGCCUGGCACUCGGGUCCCCGUCUGGUCGUCGAGGUCGACGUGGUCAUGGAUCCCCUCGAAAGUCUAAGGGUCUGCCAUGACGUCGCCGAGGACUUGCAGAUGAAGCUCGAGAGUCUGCCGGACGUCGAGCGAGCUUAUGUCCACAUUGAUUACAACGGCCAUCAUCCUCCGGAGCAUUUCUUGAAGAAGGAAAUAUGA
This is a messenger RNA of Exophiala dermatitidis NIH/UT8656, 1347 nucleotides long. RefSeq lists its product as uncharacterized. The coding region runs from base 1 to 1347 and encodes 448 amino acids. Gene Ontology annotation, biological process: transmembrane transport; monoatomic cation transport. NCBI's taxonomy places the organism in Eukaryota, Fungi, Ascomycota, Eurotiomycetes, Chaetothyriales, Herpotrichiellaceae. The transcript has a single exon. Gene Ontology annotation, cellular component: membrane. The record is from RefSeq and is a predicted model, not a curated record. Gene Ontology annotation, molecular function: monoatomic cation transmembrane transporter activity.